Phyllotreta striolata is the source of this 1308-nucleotide messenger RNA. The record is from the annotation of a GenBank genome assembly. Lineage: Eukaryota; Metazoa; Arthropoda; Insecta; Coleoptera; Chrysomelidae.
AUGGCAGUGGGCAUGUUCAUACUGUCCCAAAGGAAGCGAAAGGGCCUGGCGGCGCUCUUCGCCUUUCUGUGCGCCGUUCAAAUCAUCCUGGGCUGCGGAAUGACCGGCUCCUCGCUCUACGUCAUCAUCGCCGUAGCGCCCGUUUUGCACGCGGAAAAGUCCGAGGUGAACUUCGUGUUCGCCGUCACCGGCCUCUACGGCACCCACGUCAUAUUCCACUGGAUAGUCGGCAUCAACAUCGGCCAGAGGUGCCUCAAGCAGGCCAGCAGGAAGAGCACCGGUAAUCUGUUCGUUCUGUGGACCACCAUGGGCACCAACACCAUCAUCCAGCUGCUGGUGUUGUCGCAUUUCGCCAGGAAAAUGAACAAGUACAUCGCGCGCUCCCUCAAGCAGUCCCUCGCCAACGGCAUGAACCAAUAUCUCCAAGAUAUAACCUGGAAGGAGAUGAUCGACAAGCUGCAAUACGCCAACGAGUGUUGCGGAUCGGCUUCGUACGAAGAUUGGCACGAAACGAAAUGGCUGACGAAGUACCACGUAGACUUGAAAUCCGACAUUAUAAAACAGUUAAAACCGAGCGAGGUAGAAGCUCCGAAGCUCCCGGUGACGCCUUGGAGUUGUUGCAAGGUGGAUUUCCCGUUGCAGUGUCUGCACGAUCCCAUCCAGCAACGGGAGUUCUCGCACAUUUGGACCGACGAGCCGAACAUCAUAACGGAUUCCAUCAACACGAAGGGCUGCUUGGACUCGAUGCGGAGGCCCAUAGAAGCGGUGAUCAGGGCCUUCGUGGCGUCCUCGUCCGUCAUGUGCUUGGUUCACAUAUUAAUCUUUGUAGUUUCGAGGAUACUGUACACGUCGGCGAGGAAUUCCGCGAUCAUGGGCGAGCCGAGGGGCCUCGCGCCCGGCUGGGUGUUCGGGAGAGGAGAUUUCGGGUAUUCGGGCGGGAAGUCUAUAAUAGAGAUAAUGGAAACUCACGGGGGGUUUUCGACGAACGCGGAAAGCUCGGAUGAUGAUAACAGAGGAUAUAAAAACGAGGAUGACGAAAAUGCUCUGUUGUUAGAACGACCGAUAGAAAACGCUUCUGGAAUUAAUCUAAUCGGCAAACAAGAAAGUUUGUUCGAAGGCUCGAGUAAUUCGCUAAAGAAGGCGGAGUCUAGGAACAAAGCGAAUUCCAGAAUUAGAAUAGCAGAGCAAAGCGAUAGGAUUAAAUCGAAGGAGCGGCUCGGCGUCGAGAAUAAAGAGAACACGAACAAAUCGAUCGAUGAAUUAAAAUUGCGUUCCAUAGCGGAGGAAUUGAAGAGGCUGCAACAGUAG